Messenger RNA from Carassius auratus (goldfish), 950 nucleotides. Its product is annotated as serine/threonine-protein kinase PAK 1-like. Gene Ontology annotation, molecular function: protein serine/threonine kinase activity. Lineage: Eukaryota; Metazoa; Chordata; Actinopteri; Cypriniformes; Cyprinidae. The transcript is spliced from 8 exons. The record is from RefSeq and is a predicted model, not a curated record. The annotation marks the transcript as partial.
UCUAAAGGUGCUGUUCUUUCUGGAAUACUGCUGGGAUUGAGUGUUUGUCAGUAUGCUGGACAGCAUUUGGUGAGAUUUAGCCACGCCCACAGCUGAAGAUGUCAGACAAUGGGGAAGUAGAAGACAAGCCGCCAGCUCCGCCCAUGAGGAACACCAGCACCAUGAUUGGCUCGUCCGGUAAAGACUCAGGCCCACUGAAUCACGGCUCCAAACCCCUGCCGCCCAACCCAGAGGACAAGAGGAGAAAAGAAGGCUUCAUCCGAUCCAUACUCACCGGAGGAGGAGACAAGACCAAUAAGAAGAAAGAGCGCCCGGAGAUCUCUCUGCCGUCGGACUUUGAGCACACCAUCCAUGUUGGCUUUGACGCCGUCACUGGAGAGUUUACCGGCAUGCCUGAGCAGUGGGCUCGGUUGCUCCAGACGUCCAACAUUACAAAACUCGAGCAGAAGAAGAAUCCUCAAGCCGUUUUGGAUGUGCUUAAAUUCUACGACUCUAAAGAAACAAGCAACAGUCAGAAAUACAUGAGUUUUACAGACAAAGGUGCCGAUAACUACAGCUCUUCCAACGCAGUGAACUCCAAGACUGUUUCCGAGACCCCUGCCGUGGCCACGGUCUGCGAGGAUGAUGAUGAGGAUGAAGCCACGCCUCCACCAACCAUCGCACCCCGUCCCGAACAUACAAAAUCUAUCUACACACGCUCCGUUAUCGACCCCCUCCCUCCUCCACUCUCCACCAAAGACGCAGCUACGUCACCCAUCAGUAAUGUGGCCGCUGACGGAGGCAGCCCCACCCCAACACCCUCACCAACACCCGACACCCUCCACGCCACAAAACACCGACAAAACACGCAGAAGAAGAUGACCGACGAGGAGAUACUCGAGAAACUGCGAAGUAUAGUCAGCGUGGGCGACCCGAAGAAGAAGUACACGCGAUUUGAGAAGAUUGGCCGG